GAUUAUCUUGACAGAUAUACAAAUUGUCUGCUCUGUCGUUGGCUGCUGUACAUAAGUUAAGUGAAGCAGAUCAGUCUGCGUCCGUCAUAUUGUAAGAAAAAGGUGUUACAGAAAGAAUCAUGAGUGAAUCGGAGAAACCUUUCGCCUGCCCAUCGCCUGGGUGUAAUAUGAGUUUUGUCAAUGAAGACCAUCUCACAGUUCACAGAAAGAAGCAUGAUAUGGUUCUUAAUCUUGGUUCAAAUGGGAAAGGGUCCAAUGUAUUCGUAGCUGAUCAAACACCCACACCGACCAGAUUUAUAAGGAACUGUGAGGAAGUUGGGCUUUUUCAAGACCUUCAAAAUGUAAACCCUUUCGAGGAAACAUUUCGAAGAGCUGUGGAGGCUGGAAAGACUGGAGCCUUAGUUGUGCCAGAGGUGUGCAUUUCUGACGAUACGCUACACACACCUCACAUAUUUCCACACAUAGCAGACGUCCAACCAAGUGCAAGCGAUCAAGACAUCCUGCACAACAGAGCCUCAGAUCCCCCUGUUAUUAAUAUUGAAGAUACAGUGGAAGACGUAAAAGAUUCUAACAGCAAUCAUUCAGAAAAAACAAAGACUUUGGAAGAGGAUGGAGAAUCACAGCAUUCCACGGGUAUCGUAGAAACCAUUGUUGUUCAGGAAGCAGACACGUCAAUUCCCACUAUUGUCGGUGAUUCGAGGAGUAGUAUCCAGCAGAAGAACCAACAGCAUUUGUCUAUAAACGGAAAGGAGGUUCAACUUCUGAUGAAAACGGAGGAUGGACAAUUGGUGCAGUUAUCUGCUAUUCCAGUAUCCCAACCACAACUCGACCCAACAAUGACCGUCAACACCCAAUCAAACACUGCAACUGUUGUCAUUAAGACUGAGCCCUCAUUAAAUUAUGCGGAAAUGAAACAGCCAACGAAAUCUGCCGCAUCAUCCAGACUUUCCUUGGCAAAAAUGAAACUCAAAGAAGUAUUGACUAAAAACGGGGCGGGUGUAGGAAGCCAGGAAAAAACAGAGAGUACAAAUGAAAUAACUGAAGAUACCGGCAUCAUUACAGACCGAGUAAUAGAUCCUACGAGGAAGCAGGAUAUCUUGGAGCGUAAUCGAGCAAGUUCAAUGCGAGCCAGAGCUAAACGGAAAGCCUGGACUCAGCACCUGGAGAGGUCCGUCCACAACGUUAAUGAGGCGAACGCUGUUCUCCAGCUGGAAGUUCGAGCUCUCAGGGCCGAAGUAUCAAAGUUGAAGACCCUUCUUCUCGCUCACAAGGACUGUCCCGUAACCAAGGCCAUGGAACAAGGUACCAGCAUCCUCCUUGGUCCGAAGGUGAUAACUUUAAGCCGAGAUGUGGUUCAGGGUCGGGUUCCAUCCGUAGUGGCACCGACGGCUAAACGAGUGUCUGUGAUAUCGACGGACAUCGGUGAAGUCCUCCCCAGGAAGAAGCCGUUAGUAUCGAAAAACUCGAAUCCUAUGAUCCUUCCGAAGACGAGCGUGGCGACAUUUCCGCCAAAUGUAUUCGUCCACGGUGGUAAACUCGCGAGAAACUUAACAGCGGCGAUAAAAGUUAUCGACGUUGACCAAACGCAGCAGCAGAUCGUCACGACGAGGAGGAAAGAGGGAAAACAGCAACAAAUUUUAAUUGUACAACAAAAUCAGAAACGGAAGUUUACGGAGAAUCCACGGCAGAUUAUCCGAAUAAAUCCGAACUUUGAACUCGAUAAUGCCGCCUCGAAAAGUACCGGCUCGUAAAUAUAAUCAUUCCAAUUAUCUCAGAGGUUCCAGAAAUGAUAAGGUUCUAACUGCCGGUGUUGCUGCUGCUCCUCCUACUCCAUACUCUCACGUCGAAUGAAUCGAUUUGUGGCGCAACCUUACUGUAAUGAAAUACCAAUACUCUCGUUGUAUUUACAUGGUUUUCCAUUUAACAAAAAUUUCGCAUUUCACGAGUAGGGUAAAAUAUACUUGCAGCACGGUAGACCUGAUGUUAUGUUAUAUUACGUUAUGUUUUGUACAGAUUUACGCAUUUUCUCAGCACGAAAAACUGACAAUAAAAAUCAAUCUACAUGUAUC
This is a messenger RNA of Athalia rosae (coleseed sawfly), 2069 nucleotides long. RefSeq names its product cyclic AMP-dependent transcription factor ATF-2 (gene Atf-2). Gene Ontology annotation, biological process: regulation of transcription by RNA polymerase II. Gene Ontology annotation, molecular function: cAMP response element binding; DNA-binding transcription factor activity, RNA polymerase II-specific. The transcript has 7 exons. The coding region runs from base 120 to 1751 and encodes 543 amino acids. Lineage: Eukaryota; Metazoa; Arthropoda; Insecta; Hymenoptera; Athaliidae. The record is from RefSeq and is a predicted model, not a curated record.